This is a messenger RNA of Pygocentrus nattereri (red-bellied piranha), 4047 nucleotides long. It is a transcript of the gene slc37a2, whose product is annotated as solute carrier family 37 member 2. NCBI's taxonomy places the organism in Eukaryota, Metazoa, Chordata, Actinopteri, Characiformes, Serrasalmidae. Gene Ontology annotation, biological process: phosphate ion transmembrane transport; glucose-6-phosphate transport. The transcript has 18 exons. Gene Ontology annotation, molecular function: glucose 6-phosphate:phosphate antiporter activity. Bases 608 to 2098 code for a protein of 496 amino acids. The record is from RefSeq and is a predicted model, not a curated record. Gene Ontology annotation, cellular component: endoplasmic reticulum membrane.
UCUGGAUCGUGAAUCCGAAGCCGAGCAGGAACUUAUCGGUCCAAACCUAUAAAGACCCUCCAAAGAUCAGGACACGGACCACAGCAGAGACUGGACACACCAGUCAGACAGCAGGGCUGUCGAUACCGUCCAUGUUUUCAGCUUUUCUUACUCAGUAACGAACCUCCUCCAGCCAAAACAUGGAAAGCUCCGCGCCUGCAGGCUUUUCCACAAACCCGGCGAAAAGGGGAAGAAUGGGCAGCUCGACUAGUUUAAAUUGAGCGGACAGGCGGCUGUUUUCAAACUUCAGUGUAGGGCUUUUGUCGAACGGGGUGGUGUAGCGCCGGAGCUCUGAGGAGAAAGGAGGAUCAGCGCGAGCGAACCGAGCGGUAGCGUUACUACUGGAAACCGCAGGUCGGUCAGAAUUCCAGUCAGGCUGUUCAGCGGGCUGUUUGUGUAUUUCAGUCUCGGUUUUAGGCGUUUUAUUCGUUUUUACACGGGUAUUUUAGCGUUUACCUUUUUAAAACCAGAAAUAGUUCGUUUAGCUGUAACAGACAUGUCGACAAAGCUCUAGUUGAGCCGUUUUAGCCGGUUUUAACGAAGAAUAACACAUCGGCCUACUGUGAAGAUGACGUCAUCGCCGUUGGCCCCCGGCAUCAAGCUCAUCACCUCUUUCUCUAGAGACAGCUGGUACAGAGGCUUCAUCCUCCUCCUUACGUUUCUCUUCUACACGGCCUACCACCUCUCCCGUAAGCCUAUCAGUAUUGUCAAGAGCCAGCUACACAGAAACUGUUCGUUUGUCAUUAGACCAGCUGACCUCAACAUCACAGACAAUGCCACCUGGUGCGACUGGGUUCCUUUUGACCAAGAUAAUUACCAGAACCUGUAUGGAUACCUGGACAACUGCUUCCUCGUGGCCUAUGCCAUUGGCAUGUUCUUCAGUGGCAUGUUUGGGGAGCGGCUGCCUCUGCGAUACUACCUGGCUGUGGGGAUGCUCUCAAGUGGCCUCUUCACAUCGCUUUUCGGCCUGGGCUUUUACUGGAACAUCCACUCGUUGUGGUACUACUGUUUGGUGCAGGCUUUGAACGGCUUGGUACAGACUACAGGCUGGCCUGCAGUGGUGGCCUGUGUUGGGAACUGGUUCGGAAAGGGGAAGCGAGGGUUCAUCAUGGGUGUGUGGAAUUCGCACACUUCAGUGGGGAACAUUCUGGGCUCACUUAUCGCAGGGGCCUUUGUGUCAUCUGCCUGGGGCAUGUCCUUCAUCGUGCCUGGCAUCAUUAUUGGAGCCAUGGGAGUCCUCUGCUUCUUCUUUUUGGUCGAAAAGCCAGAAGAUGUGAACUGCACCCCUCCCCAGCAUCAUGAGGAUACAGAGCGGGAGCCACUGCUAAGAAACACAUCUAAUAAUGAGGAAAUCUUCAACAAUCACACGCCUGCUGUGGUGGAGGCUGCGGAGGAGCAGGCAGAGGCUAUAAGUUUCUGUGGAGCUCUUAGGAUACCGGGCGUGGUGGAGUUCUCCCUCUGCCUGCUGUUUGCUAAGCUGGUGAGCUACACCUUCCUCUACUGGUUACCUCUGUAUAUUGCUAAUGUUGCACAUUUUGAUCCUAAGGCAGCCGGGGACAUGUCGACUCUUUUUGACGUUGGAGGAAUUUUGGGUGGUAUUUUAGCUGGUGUCAUAUCAGACUACACUGGGGGGAGGGCUACCACCUGCUGCGUCAUGCUAAUCGUCGCUGCUCCUAUGCUGUUCGUGUACAACCUCGUCGGGCAGCGCGGCGUGUCAACCACUGUGGGCAUGCUGCUGUUCUGUGGUGCUUUGGUAAAUGGACCCUACGCCCUCAUCACCACAGCCGUGUCAGCCGACUUGGGAACUCACGAGUGUCUGGCAGGGAACUCCAGAGCACUGUCCACUGUAACAGCCAUUAUCGAUGGAACUGGAUCAAUAGGUGCUGCUAUUGGGCCUCUGCUGGCUGGACUGAUCUCUCCCACUGGCUGGAACAAUGUUUUCUACAUGCUUAUUACCGCUGAUAUACUGGCCUGUCUGCUGCUGUCAAGGCUGGUGUUUAAGGAGGUUCGUGGUUGGUGCGGUUACACUACAAGACAGAGAGGGUUCAAAGAGAUCUGAGGUGCCUGCCGGACAAGUGAAUAUCACACCUGCAGUGGAAAAUCACCCACAACAGAACCCACAAUAAAGGGGGGACCACGGCCUGAUCCAUCAGACAAAGCUGCUUUUUUAAUGCCCGCAGGCGCUGCCGUUUAUUUGAAUAUGGUAACUGGACACUUUCAUCUCUUUACACACCAGCAACAGAAACAAAACCCCACAACGGCCAGAUGAAAUGGGAUGAUGAAGGGAUGGUGGCUCUCUGUCAUCUGAUGUAAAGAGGGAGAGAAAAAAGAGAAAGAGAGAGAAUUAGAGCUCCUCUAUUUGAACCCAGGAUAUUUUUAUCGACCAGUGAUGAUUUUAUUUGUGUCGGGUUUUUUAAUCAUUAAAAUAUGCCAGCGGUGCAUUGCAUACUUCUUUUAUCUUACCUCUGUCUCCAUGGUUACUCAGACUCAGACACACACACACACACACACACACACGUUGAUGGAUUACACUCCUCAUUAAGUCAGGUGGGGGUUCUCAGCCAUGUGACUGUUCUCAAAGCUGAGUGCCAACCAUGUGUAGUCAAGUAGGUCUGCAGUGCCUUCCACAGUUAUUGGCACCAUUAUUUAAAAAAAUAAAGACAAUUAGCAAAGAAAAGAAAAGGUUAUGAAUAAAUUCUCUUUGUUUAUUGGCUAUAUCAUGUUCUGAAAAUAGGAUAAAAUCAAAUCUUUGUACAGUAAAACGAUAAACAUUUUUCUUUACAGCAACAGACAUAGUUAUAUGCACAGGUUUGGUCAAAAUACAUGUAUUGCUUUUUCUAAGUGAAAGUAAGUUACACGUAAAACACUUAAAGCCAGUUUUAUUGCACAAUUUCUCCAUAACUUUUACACAGGCCACAUUUUAUGUUGCAUUUUUUCUGUUACAUUUAACAAAAAAACAUGUGCUUUCAAAUGUGCAGAAGCUUGUAGAGGAUGUUAUUUCCACUUAGAAAACAUUUGCCCAAACCUUUGCAUACAACUGUAUUUUUAUAGAAUUUUACGGUAUAGCACCUUUACUGAAAUCAUUCAAAAUGAAGAAAUAUUUUUAAAUAUUUCUGAGCAUUUCUUAAAAACAACAGAUGCUUAUUCAUAACAUUUCGGCAAUCAAGAAAACAUUAAUAAAUAAACAAACAAUUUCCUCAAACAUAAGACAAUUAUUUAUAGCAUUUAUGCCGCUCAUGAACAAGUAACUAAAUAAAUAUUUUUCUUUAUAAAUAAAUAAUUUUCAGAUCCUUUUCUGCUAAUUGUUACCAAGAGUGCUUAUCAGUGUGGAGGGCACUGCACAUGAACCACAUUCCCAUUUAACACCUCUGUGUUUUACAGCUGAGGUGUUCAGCCUCCACACGCUCCUCGUGUUUCUCGUCCAGGCUCAGAUCACUCUCGAGUUCCUCCUGAGACUCUCAGUAUGUGAGUGGGCUGCGGCAUUGUUGAGGCGCUGGAGUUGUUGCUGUUUUUUUCAGGAGUGAAUAUGACACCGUGCUGUAGCUCAGGGGAAAACGCAGCAGCACAGUGUGCUUAAUUGAGAUUUGAUGCUGCUGACUGAGCUCAGCAACAUGACUCACUCACAUCACCAGAGCACUCAUACAAGACUGCCUGCUGCACAGAGUCAUGUUCACAACCAGCGGACUUGAUUACACUGUUUACAACAGCUGUAAUAAGCUUAAUUCAUUAACUGAGCACUUUCAGACUUCACUGAUGUUCGCUAUUCAUAUUCAGUGCUGACUAUGAUUUAUGUGACGAUACUGUUAUAAUGACACACAAUCAAUAUCAGGGUUUGUGAAGCUGUGUAAUUACAUAUCUGAUUAACAGCCGCGGCUAGAGUGGCUUUUUUUUUUCAUUGUGGAGAAAUUGGCAGUACAGUGGAAACUUCCACAAGAACAAUACUGAUUGCAGUGACUACUUUUCAAAGAAAUACUUGUCAAUAAACUUGAAAUGGUGCUUUUCAGUAAA